Sphaeramia orbicularis (orbiculate cardinalfish) is the source of this 3347-nucleotide messenger RNA. Its product is annotated as protein Wiz-like. Gene Ontology annotation, molecular function: RNA polymerase II cis-regulatory region sequence-specific DNA binding; DNA-binding transcription factor activity, RNA polymerase II-specific. Gene Ontology annotation, cellular component: nucleus. The transcript is spliced from 9 exons. Lineage: Eukaryota; Metazoa; Chordata; Actinopteri; Kurtiformes; Apogonidae. The coding region runs from base 1559 to 2440 and encodes 293 amino acids. Gene Ontology annotation, biological process: regulation of transcription by RNA polymerase II. The record is from RefSeq and is a predicted model, not a curated record.
GAGAGCUACCAUCCGCUACAUUUGGUGUGUUCACCGUAGCCUGUAUGCUGAAGCCUUCUGCUAGGUCUUUUAGGAGUUCAAAGCAGUGACAUCCCUGUGUUUUAAACCCACCACAUAAUAGUAAUAAUAACCAGCCAUGGAUUCACCAGGAGUUGCUCAACCGGUUAUGUGUGAAGUCUGUGGAACAUACUUUGAGACACGCCGAGGGCUCUCCAGCCAUGCCCGCCUGCAUCUACGGCAACUAGGCGUCACAUUGUCAGAAACCAGUGGCGCUCCAAUAGAACUUCUUUAUCAGUUGAUCAAGAGAGAGAUGGUUCCCUCCCAGAUUUGAAAGCAGAUUCUUAUGUGACUGGACUGAGCCCUACAGGAGACCAACAGGAGUCCAGUUUAGUAUCAGAGGAUGAAAAUCCCUCUCUCAAAGCAGGGGACAGAGUUAUCACAACCCCACAGAAGUUGGAUCCCCAGGGAUCUCCAGUCAGAUUAAAAGAAUCCACUCUUCUCCCUUUAUCUCCAUCUGCUCUCAGGAUGGCUGAAUCUAGAUUAAGUGAAGGUACCUCUUCCUCCUUAGGAAACUUAACCAAGCCACUCUGGGCACCACUGGAAACUGAUGCCCCGAUCACUUUAGACACCAGUGAUGAGGUCCAUGUGUGCCAGCUUUGUGGCUGCUGGUACGAGACACGAAAAGCUUAGCCAGUCAUGCUCGAGUCCAUCUGCGUCAAAUCGGAAUCGCUGACAGUGAAGUCAAAGGCAGCCCUAUUGAAUAUCUCUUACCAAAUCAUGGAGGAUGAAGAUGUCAAGCCCAUCAGCAGUGAACAAGAGCAAUCAGCUCUGACAGCCCUCCAAGACCCUCCUCCAAACGUCCUGCUGAUCUGUCCCCUCCACCCAUAUCUCCGGCACCAGCAAACGGCCAAAAGGACUGGUGGAGUUUACUUGUAUUCUGUGUGGGGAGAUGUUUGAGAAUCGCAAAGGCCUUGCCAUCCAUGCACGUUACCACCUGCGUCACAUCGGGGUGAAUGACUUGCUGGGGAAAAGCUCUGCGAUUGAGACGGUCCAAGAGCUGGUGACACCGCGGGAUGUUGAAAGGGCUCCAUCCGCUGAAAACACCAAGCUUAAAGCCAACUCAUCUGCAGGACAGUCUCCAGCCACGAGUUCUCCCCCUAACUCUGCCUCUGUCUGCGGCUCCUGGCCAGUCCCAGACGUUUUCCCCCAAAGCAUCCUCAGUCUCCUCACCGGGCUCCAAAGGACUAAAAAAGGGUUUCGCCUCGCAGUGGACCCCCUCCUUCGGAAGCCAAAACGGAGCUUGUGGAACUGAGGUUUCUGUUCCAAUGCGUGGAUCCGCACCAUUAGCAGCUCUCCCACUCAGAAGCCGGCUGGUCCUACUAUUGUUUCCAAGCCUCUUGAUGCGGAUGUACAGUCUCCACCAACGGUCUUGUGUGAUUUCUGUGGCCAGCUGUUCGACACCCGCAAAGCUCUGUCUUGUCAUGUCCGCUCCCAUCUGCGCCAGCUCGGCCUCACAUGGUCCAUCAAAACAUCACCUAUUGAUCUCCUCAGAGAGGUCAUGAUGCAAGGUGAAGAAGGCAUGAAAGUGCCCAGUGGGGCUUCAGCGUCCGGCAAAGUCACAGGGACACCUCAAGGCUCCAGAAGGUCUGUGGACAGCGUUUUGUCUGGAGAACCCUCCUCCAAACCCUCCACUUCACCUCUCGACUAUUCCAUGAAAGAGAAAUCUCCACCUGGCAAGACGGGGACCUCACCGAUUGACACCUCAUGUGAGCUGUGUGGGUUUGACUUUGAAAACCGUAAGGCUCUGGCCAGUCACGCUAGGGCCCACCUCCGACAGCUGGGCUUGUAUGAGUGGAAGGCAGAGGGGGCGACUUCACCGAUCGAACUCCUCAGUGAGCUGAUGCGGAAGGACCCGGCUAGGGUGUCGGAACUCACCCAGCGCUUUCGUAGUUAUAUGAAGAAGGCCCAGAGAACAUCUUCACCUUCGCUGUCCACGGACUCUGACUCUGUGCCGGGCAGUAGCCUGAAGAUUAUGGGGCAACAGUCUGAGCACAGGGUCCGCAGAGAAGACCCUGGGGCUGCUACCAGCUCAAUGAGACAAUUGCAAGGCCAUACUCGGCCUGUGGCAGCCCCAAGGGGAGUCCAUCAAAAACAUGUAACCACAGGGGAGGAAUCCAGCUCUCAGCAAACACCACGGUCUGGCAGCAUCCCUGCAAUGCUGCCAAAGCCCCCACUUACCCCCUUGGUCAAGCUGGUGGGGAAAAUCUACUCCCUCAAAUGCAGGUUUUGUGAUGAGGUGUUUCAUGGACCUCUGUCUGUUCAAGAGCAGUGGAUUACACACCUGCAGAAACACAUCCUGACACUGGGCUAUAAAGGCAAAGCAUCCCCUCCUACUCCACCAGUGGCCUCUCCAGCCCUCGUCCACCCAGUCGCUGUCUAGUCUAUCAAUGCUUUCCUGCAAUUAACAUUCAGUUUUUAAAUGUCAGAGACAAAGCCUGCUCCUUUCAUGUGCAUUUUGGUGUUAAAACAUGAAGUGAAAUAGAUGUUCCCUUUUUGCCCUAGAGAGGGCAACCCUGAGCCAUAUGAGAAAAGCAGCAAAAGUCCAGUCGAUUUGGAAGACCACUUAAUAACUUGGUGCUUUCGUCUCCCAUGCACUUAAAAUCUGUCCAUUUUCACCAAAGGCAUAGGCUUGAUCUAAAUAGUACCCCUCCUCCUCUACAACAUCCUCUGAUCUUUGUCAUUUGUAAUUUAUUCUUUCAUUUUCUCUUAGAAAGUCUUGAACAAAUCAUCACCUGAAGCGCUGAGGAUGCAGCUGCUUCUCCCUCAGCUGGUCCUAUGUCUUAUCACCUCUUGGUUUAGUUUGAGUCUGUAAAUUAUCUCAUUCUUUACAUUCACCCAUUUUAUGUUUACCUCUGCUGACAACUGGACUGUCAGUCCACAGGUUGGAGAAGCCAGGGUUAUCUUGGUAGUUGGCAUUAGAUGACACAGUGUUCACUAACAUCAGCUGACAUUAUUUUCCACAGUGAGGAGGCUGGGGACGUUGGGUAAUGAUGACUUGUGAGUUCAUUUCUUGUUACUGACGCUCUGGCUGGUGAAAACAAUCCUGACAUCCCCUCUCCUCCCACAUUUCAUCCACAUGCAAACCUAUGCCCUUGAUUUGUACAGAUGUUAGAUUUGAAUGUUUAUUUCCAAUCUUGCAUUUUUUUUAAGAUGAUGUGAAAAUGAAAAUUGUAUUUGUAUUUCUAUUAUUUCUCCUGAUGACACCAGAAUGGUUGGUUUUUCACUGUGAUGCACCGUUUCUCCUUCGCCAGACUUUGCCUUAAUCUUUGUUUUAUGAAUUAAAAAAA